Physella acuta is the source of this 846-nucleotide messenger RNA. RefSeq lists its product as uncharacterized. NCBI's taxonomy places the organism in Eukaryota, Metazoa, Mollusca, Gastropoda, Physidae. The record is from RefSeq and is a predicted model, not a curated record. Gene Ontology annotation, molecular function: CoA-ligase activity.
AUGGCAUAUGAUAUACAUGACCUAAGGUUAUCAGUGGAUAUACUAAAGACAGACGGGGUCCGAUGUGCCUUCUUCACCCCUCCUGACGUCACUGGCAUCAUGAAACACUGGACAGACGUAGCUAGAAAACCGUUAGAUGUCCUUCUAAUAGCUGGCUACCCCCUGACCAAAAAACUCUGUGAUAUGUUUUUUGAAGCCGCCGACCUUCUUGUGUUCAGGUACGGAAGUUCGGAGGCCGUGUCCGUCAGUUACCGGGUCCUGACACAACUGUCAGACUACGAGGACUUUAACUGUGGUGUCUUGUGUAAAGGUACCCAGGUGAAGGUUGUGGACGAUGACAUGAAGGAAUUGGCCCCAGGUACUCCAGGUCGCCUGUUGUUUAAACUACCUGGCCAAUUCUCUGGUUACAUGGCCCAGCCUCACGCCAACACCUCUGUGAUAACAGCAGACGGUUGGUUCGUGUGUGGUGACGCCGGUUAUUUAGAUGAGAAGGGUCAACUGAUGGUGCUUCAAAGGUACGACCAUGUUAUUCAGCACAAAGGCUCCACCGUCUACCCCGCCUACAUAGAGAAAUACAUCAGGGACGAUCCUCGUGUACACAGCGUUGUCAUUGUACCAGUCACCAGCGAGAAAACCGAGCAGAUUAUCUGCGCAUGCGUGGUCCUGGUUCCCGGAAGUUCCAUGACGGAAGAGGACGUGAAGAGGCUUGUCUCUGAGAGAGGAAAAGACGGUGCCGUGACACCAGAUCGUGUUUUGUUUUUUGAUUCUAUCGAUGUGAACCAGAGGGGGAAACUCAAGGUCAGCUCUCUUGUGGAGGAAGUCAAGAAAAGGCUGACAAAACAAUAA